UUGAACACCCGCAGCAACGCGCGGGCACCUAUUCUAGUAAAACCUAUAGCAGAACUCUAAGGUUUUAAGCAGAGCGCGGCAGUGGAUAUCCCUUCCAUUUUGUCGUCUAUCCUUUUCGCUCCGAUGAAGCUUCGGUGUGGAUUGUGGAGAUUGGGCAUUAGGGUUUAGCACAGAGUGGUGGUGUUUGAAGGUCAAAACGUUUUCUCCGGCUUGUCUUGGUGAUCGACGAUUUUGCAGCGUGGGGACGCAGAUCGAUUGAGGUCGGAUCUCGGAGGUUAGUUCGGGAGCCAGACGGGCUCCGGUGCCGGUGGAGAGAGUUGGAAUCGGGCCAAGUCGACCGACCCAUGUUGAGGACGAGUUUGGGUUGUCUUGGACUGUGGAUUCUCGGAAAGAGGCAGAAGGCUUAGUUUUGGCCGGUGGUGUAAUGGUGGUGAGGAUGGGCCUGAGCUAUUCCAAAUGUUCAAUUGAAGCGGCAACACCAUCCUAUUGAUGCAAUUUUAACCAGGAAAAGAAUCCAAGUUUCUUCAGUCUGAUUAGAAUUGCAAUUGCCUAUCCUUACCGAUCACAUUUGCUCAUACUUUAUUCUUGAAACCUGACUAGAACGAAUUCUCUUUGCCCAUCUCCAACUUGAUCAAUUGAUUGAUCAACCCAGAAAGCGAGCUUUGCAGAAAAUACCCAGUUGGCCCCCCUCAACAAGCAGUGAGCAGAGAGCAGGUAGGAAGGAGAUGAGUGUCUCAGAUCUGCCAAAGAAGGAGGUAAAUGUACUUAAAGGGCAUGAGGGAGCAGUAUUAGCAGCAAGGUUCAAUAAAGACGGAAAUUACUGCCUCAGCUGCGGGAAAGACCGAACCAUCCGACUCUGGAACCCUCACCGUGGCAUCCACAUUAAGACAUACAAGUCCCAUGGCCGUGAAGUCCGAGAUGUCCAUGUCACCUCGGACAACUCCAAAUUAUGUUCAGGUGGUGGCGACAGACAAAUCUUCUAUUGGGAUGUGGCAUCCGGUCGAGUCAUUCGAAAAUUUCGGGGCCAUGAUGGAGGGGUGAAUGCUGUGAAGUUCAAUGAGUAUGCAUCUGUUGUAGUCUCAGCAGGAUAUGAUCAGUCAUUGCGUGCUUGGGACUGCAGGUCUCAGAGUACUGAGCCAAUUCAGAUAAUUGACUCGUUUACAGAUAGUGUAAUGUCUGUUUGUUUAACAAAGACUGAGAUAAUUGGUGGAAGUGUUGAUGGAACUGUUCGAACAUUUGACAUUCGUAUGGGAAGAGAGCUAUCCGAUGACUUGGGACAACCUGUGAACUGUAUCUCAAUGUCAAAUGAUGGUAACUGCAUAUUAGCAAGCUGCUUAGAUUCAACUAUACGACUCCUCGACAGGUCUUCCGCUGAAUUACUUCAAGAAUACAAAGGCCAUACUUGUAAGUCUUACAAAUUGGACUGCUGCCUUACCAACACUGAUGCCCAUGUAAUCGGAGGAUCUGAGGAUGGUUCAAUUUUCUUCUGGGAUCUAGUAGAUGCAUCUGUUGUGUCAAGUAUCCGAGCACAUUCGUCAGUGGUUACAAGUGUCAGUUAUCACCCAAAGGACAACUGCAUGGUUAGUUCUUCUGUAGAUGGCACUAUUAAGGUGUGGAAGACUUGAGAAAGCAACGAUGCAGCUUAACAUGUGCUGCAAUGUGGAUUAACCAUGCCAGACUGAUUCUUGUACGAUUCGAAGGAGAACUGCGCAUUCCAAGCACCUUGUGCUGAAGCGGAAACUUUCAGAUUAUAGAGUGAAUUAGUUUGGUGGUACCUGUUGCAUGUUUUUGCAUGGUAUCUUUGAAGGAACUCGAGGACUCUAAUUAGUGUAUGUUAGUUAUCAUAAAGUUCGAGCUUAUUGGGAUAUAUGUUUCUUUUGGAACUACCCUAAGGAAAUGUUGCUGCCGGAGCUAUAAAAGCUUCAUAUUGGCUUCUAUACACAACAGAUUUACAAAUACAGUUCGAAACAAAUGUCAGAGGCAUGAUUACAAGAUUCCUGAGCUAUGGAUAAAUUUCAAGGGACUUUGAUCCCUUUGUGUUGAUCACA
This is a messenger RNA of Rosa rugosa (rugosa rose), 2048 nucleotides long. RefSeq lists its product as uncharacterized. The transcript has 8 exons. Gene Ontology annotation, biological process: mRNA splicing, via spliceosome. Gene Ontology annotation, molecular function: protein binding. The coding region runs from base 726 to 1625 and encodes 299 amino acids. NCBI's taxonomy places the organism in Eukaryota, Viridiplantae, Streptophyta, Magnoliopsida, Rosales, Rosaceae. Gene Ontology annotation, cellular component: catalytic step 2 spliceosome. The record is from RefSeq and is a predicted model, not a curated record.